Molecule: messenger RNA, 1427 nt
Organism: Quercus robur (English oak)
Lineage: Eukaryota; Viridiplantae; Streptophyta; Magnoliopsida; Fagales; Fagaceae
Product: glucuronokinase 1-like
Exons: 6
Coding region: 152-1234 (360 amino acids)
Molecular function (GO): ATP binding
Source: RefSeq, a predicted model, not a curated record
AAACUCAAACUGAAGAAAGGAAAACCUCAGCAACAGCAACACUUGGGGCUGACGUGGCACCUCGUAACGUACGUAUAUAGUAUAAAUCAGAAUUUUAGGAAGAAGAAACCAGGAAUCAGAAUUCAGUUUCUGCAAAUAGAAAGAAAGAGCAAUGGAAUCAUCAAAAAGUGAGAAUAACAAGAAAGUGAUAGAGCACAAGGCUUAUGCUAGAGUUGGACUGCUUGGAAAUCCAAGCGACGUGUAUUUUGGCCACACCAUCUCUUUCACUUUCGAUAACUUCUGGGCUGACGUUCAAUUGCAGCCGUCUGAUCACCUCAUCAUCACUCCCCAUCCCACCCAUGAUCUCGUACAGUUCCAGUCUCUCCCUCACCUGGUGAAUCGGUUAGAUAAUGAAGGUUAUUAUGGAGGUGUACGAUUGCUUAUGGCAAUUUGUAGAGUUUUCCAUAAUUAUUGCAAGGAUAACAAGAUUGAUCUUCAUGGAGGAAAUUUCACGCUAUCAUAUGACACUAAUAUCCCUCGUCAGAUGGGACUUUCAGGUUCUAGUGCUAUUGUAUGUGCUGCCUUAAGCUGCCUUCUUGACUUCUACAAAGUUAGGCAUUUGAUUAAAGUAGAGUUCAGGCCUAAUCUUGUCCUCGCUGCAGAGAAAGAACUUGGAAUUGUUGCUGGUCUCCAAGACCGGGUGGCACAGGUUUAUGGGGGCCUUGUUCACAUGGAUUUUAGCAAGGAAUACAUGGAUGGCUUGGGGCGUGGCAUCUAUACACCCAUGGAUAUUAGUCUUCUCCCACCUCUUCAUCUCAUCUAUGCUGAGAAUCCUAGUGAUUCAGGGAAGGUUCAUAGUACAGUACGCCAAAGGUGGCUGAAUGGUGAUGAGUUUAUAAUAUCAUCAAUUCAAGAAGUUGCAAAUUUAGCAAAAGAAGGAAGAACAGCAUUACUGGAAAAGGACUAUUCCAAGCUUGCAAAGCUCAUGAAUCGUAAUUUUGAUCUUCGAAGGAGCAUAUUUGGUGAUGAUGCCCUUGGUGCUAUAAAUAUAAAAAUGGUGGAGGUGGCACGAAAGGUGGGUGCUGCAUCGAAAUUUACAGGUAGUGGAGGAGCUGUAGUUGCAUUCUGCCCUGACGGGCCUUCACAAGUAAAGCUUCUGGAGAAUGAAUGUCAGGAAGCUGGUUUUAUUGUUAUACCAUUGAAAGUUGUUCCAUCUUGUUUAAGUGAUGAGGAGCUUAAAACCCUUGAAAAAUAGAGAUUUAGGACCAACCUCCCCCCAAAAAGAAAAGGGGGAAAAAAAAAAACACUAAAGAGAGCAAGAAAGAAUAAGCUCAUAUUUGUGUAGACAUUCUUUUAUGCUGAAUUGCUGAUGUUUUAUAUAUUGACAUAUCCAAUUUUUUAAGGAGCACAUCUUCUAAUGUGCUUGAUAAAUGCCAAGCCCCUUUUCA